Molecule: messenger RNA, 2710 nt
Organism: Annulohypoxylon truncatum
Lineage: Eukaryota; Fungi; Ascomycota; Sordariomycetes; Xylariales; Hypoxylaceae
Exons: 2
Coding region: 340-2391 (683 amino acids)
Source: RefSeq, a predicted model, not a curated record
ACCCCCUAGUAAUAUAUCAAUCUUAAGCCACACUCAUUUUCCUGUUAGACCUAAUUGUACCAAAACAUUGUUAUCCGACGACUGCCUAAGUUCAGACCAUAGCUCACCAAAUCAUCGCCACGCUAAAAAAGGGUGAUAUUGAUUCAUCUAAAAUAGGGUUAUACGCCUUCAACUAAUACAAAUGCUAUCAUCGUAUGCACCUUGCUUUCCACUACCUUGUUGGCAUAAUACAGAGACUUGUCACUAUCGUCAUCCAUACACUCGUGUAAGCUAAUCAUAGAUAAUGUGAAGAGCGACAUCGCAUUAUAUUAUAUAUAGAUAUCUUAGCCACUACUCCGCAUGAACAUGCCCGGUUCCCAUAAGAUUCGCUUCAACGAAGAUCCCCAAUACCAUGAUCCUAUAGCCGAAGACGUCAGCGACGGCUCCGACUUUGAUCCUCCCGAUGACGAAUGUAACGAGGCCCCUCGCCUCUCGCGCCCGUAUUCUCAGUCAUCUAACCGUGAGGAGCCGAGGACACGGAGCCGUAGUCAUCAUCGACCAAGUCCAUGGUCCGUCGAGAGAUCGCACUCUCGACACAGGACGACUCCCAACCCAGUCUCUAAGGACGAUAGUUAUUUUCCCCCAUUUCAACGUCCCAGUAUCCAGCGGCGUGCGAGCGCCUAUGGUCAGCCGGUUGUGCUGGCCAAUCGAAAUGACCUUCCGCACGUACUACAGAAGCAACCGCACGAGGGUUCUCGCGUCCCCUUCGGGGAGAGAGCCCCCAUAUCAGAGAAUAAUCCCGAUGUGCCAUACCCGCAUAGCUAUGUUCGCUACACCCCCGCCCCUAGGAUACAACGACCGUCCUCUUCCCGAAACCAUCGAGACAUAGACGCCGACGAUCUCGGUGGUCGCUUUCGUAGUGGUCCAGAAAAUAACUCGCGACAUUUCUCUAUGUAUAGUAAGCCAGAAAAUGAAGCGGACUAUUAUAGACAGAACCUAUUUGAGGAUGAGGUCCGCCGCUACGGACCGACGAUGACUCCGGCGACUCGCGGGCCCCGCGAAGGGAUAAGCAGCAUCUUGGACGACAUAGGCGACAUGGAUGACCCCCGGUAUGCGAUAUUUGAAGACCACAAUGCGGCCGCGAUGAAAAGAGUACAAGAGGAGCGACGAAUAGACAAAAUAGUGAGGCUGCGGGAGACCGAGGGAAUUAGAACAAUAAUAAGGGAAGUGAGAAGGGGAAUUAAGGCCGAAUAUAAUGCCGCCGCUCGGGAGAGAGAAGCUGAGACGAUUCAAAAUGAAAGACUAUCAAAGCUAAUUCAAGAGAAAGUGGAACAUAACAUUGAUGAGAUUAUGGUGUUAUUAAAAGGAAAAGUUCAGCAAGAGUUCGGAACAGAAAAGCAGACAGACACAGGAACACAUGCUCAACGAGACGAGUUACAGGCGGAGAUCCAGGCCGAAGUGGAAGAGAUAGGGAAGCGAGAGGCAGGCAAGCAAAACGACACCGCACAGCCCAUACAACGAUCGCGCCCUAUCUCUCGAUCUAGUUACUCCGGGCAUGCCCCCGUGUCGCCCGCCCCGAGCGUAAACAUUCCACGCAACCUAACACUGUCCGAGGACGGCGAACCGUUGCCACAACGACCUCCCGAUGUACCAGAAGCGCCCCACGUAUAUGCUGAGACAGAAAGCGAGAGGGAUACGAUAGCGGUUUCCCCAAGUAGUAGAGGGCGUCGGCUCAAGCGGAAAGAGCAGCAGAGGACCUGGGAACGCAAGGAGCGUAAGACACUACGCAUGAUAAGAGAGGAGCUGGGUUUUCCUAUUGUCGAGAUGCUGGCAGACGAGAUAGCUCGGGCCACAUAUGAGUAUGGACCGCCUAUGUCGCCCUCAUUCCAAGAACAUCGCUAUCCUCACCCGUCCAGAGCCAGUAGCACUAGAUUCAAGCCGACACACCAACAGUAUAAUUCAAAUCUGGAAUCACCUUACUCCGAAACAGAGUCUGCCGACGCGACGUGUAUGGCUCGCAGGUACAUGCAGGCUCAGAAGCGAACCGCAAGCAGGGGACGGCCGCUGCAACACGACGUCCAGGAGGCUCAACAUGAAGUGUCGUUGCCCCCGCUGCAUAAAAGUCCCACCGACCGAGGCGAAGAUGACACUGCCGCUCAAAACAACAACCGCGUGUUAAUGGAAACAGAGGCAAGGCCUGAGGAAGCUACUAUGGAAUCCAACAAAGAAAAUAGCGGGGAAACUGUUUUGAGAGAAUCAACGGAAAGCGAAGUGGAUAAUACUAUAACAAAAGUCAAAAUUAUAUUCAAAACUGCGGUCGGGCUGAUAGAAUCCAACGCAAGUUAUUUUCUAGUUUUAUUAUUAUAUUUAUACUUCUUUUCAUAUUAUGGCAUAUAUAGAUUCUUCGCAUAGUUAAUGGUAUCCAAGGUCUUUACUUGAGAUUUUCUUCCUUCUAGUUAACGAGCACCAACCCUCUUACCGAAAAGGGGUAGACAUAUCUCCAUCGUCUUAACGAUAGACCACCAGAACCACAGCUUAAUUACGUUUUGCUCAAUAUUGUUACACCUACAUAAGAUGUGAGAGAUAUUAGACAAGUAGGCCUAUGAUCGUAUAAUGGUGGGAAGGCUUACGCUUACUUUACGAUCCAUGAAAAGGGGCAGGGGCAGGGAACAAUGGGGGAGAUCAUACCUGGACACAAGAGUACAGCUGUUCCCGUUCAAUAUGUCUACGC